This is a messenger RNA of Lathyrus sativus (Indian pea), 699 nucleotides long. NCBI's taxonomy places the organism in Eukaryota, Viridiplantae, Streptophyta, Magnoliopsida, Fabales, Fabaceae. The record is from the annotation of a GenBank genome assembly.
AUGGUGAAAGCAUUAGGAGUAUUGAAAGACUUGUCUCGUACUUCUCUAGCGCACCUAUAUCGGUCUUUGUGUAACAACGCAAUAGCAAAUUCGGGAAAUUGGACCGAUUGUGGUGUUCUUCUUCAAGCUUGGGGAUGGUCAAGGAUGACUAAUCUAGCACCUAUCCAACAAAAUAAUUUUGCAUUCCCAUACGCUACAAGGUGGUCUUCACUUGGGAUGAAUUACGACAAUUGUCCCCAUUUCAGUAUCACCCAAUACAGAAAUCUUAUACAUCAUUUGGGACAAGAUGAUUUUAUUUGGCGGCCAUAUCUUGGUCUAGAAGCUAUUCACGAAGUUAACCGACACGACUCUACAGUGUGGAGUGCAAAGGUGUCGAUUAUCAACUUCACAACCGUGGAGAUGCACUACAAUGAUCGUGUAAAGCUUCAGUUUGGAAUGCUUCAAGAUAUUCCAUGUCCGCCGAAAUGCAUCCCCGACAAAUAUCACACCAGUAAAGUCUCCGACCAAUGGGAAUAUUCUCCAUGGACCAAGUAUGCAAAACAUGAGUCUCGUGAAUGGAAGCAUCGCAGCCAUUUUAUUUUGUUCGACACUGUGUUUCCACACGAGAGAAAACAUACUAUCCAAUACAUGAAUUGGUAUAGGGAGGUAUCCAUCGGUUUCAUUUCGCAUCCAAGAUAUCUUGUUGACCCACGCCAAUAA